This is a messenger RNA of Chironomus riparius, 888 nucleotides long. The record is from the annotation of a GenBank genome assembly. Lineage: Eukaryota; Metazoa; Arthropoda; Insecta; Diptera; Chironomidae.
AAAAAUACUGUCGACCAAGAUUAAUCAUAUUGAACUUCAAGCAUGAAGAGAAUAAUCUUGUUGAUAUUUUUCCUCUCUAUAACUUUAACUACAGCAUCAGAGAAUUCAUGCGACUACAACGAGGAUUGUGACCCAGAAAAAUAUUGUGACAAUGGUGAAUGUAAGACAGGAUGUCGUACAGAUGAAAGUUGUUCAGAAAACGAAGUGUGCCUGCAUGGAAAGUGUGAAAUUGGUUGUAGAUACGAUUAUCAAUGCAAAUCAGAUGAAUUUUGUGAUUAUGACACUUCAAAGUGCCGAACUGGAUGUGCUUCAGAUGAAAGUUGUAUGUUAGAAGAAUAUUGUGAUGAUGACACACGAGAAUGUAUUCAAGGUUGUCGAUCUGAUUACAAUUGCAAGGAUGAAAACUAUUGUAAACUUGACACAAAGGAAUGCUUGCCUGGAUGUCGAUCAGAUUUUAAUUGUGGAAAGAAAGAAUAUUGUGACUUUGAAGAUAGACUUUGUAAAGCUGGAUGCAGUAGUGAAAUUGCUUGUGAAGAUCAUGAAUAUUGUGAUUAUCACAUCCAUAAAUGUAAUUCAACUUGUGCUGAUUCUAAUUGUGGUGACAAUUCGAAAUGUUCUACAUCCAAUCACAGACAAUAUUGCUCAUGUUAUGAUGGAUAUUUCCCACAAAGAGAUCUUGGAUGUAGACCUAGAACUGAAGCUGAUAUUUAUGAUAAUAGAAACUGCUCACUUUAUUGUGGACCUUAUGGGAAGUGUUUAUUCAAAGACAAUAUAAUUUAUUGCUUCUGUAAUGUUUUAAGUGCUCCAUUGGCAAAUCCAUACAUUGAAUGUCCUUCAAAAUUUAGAAAACUUUCAUUAAAAUCUGCAAAAACUCUCAUGUAUGGCUGA